Molecule: messenger RNA, 3504 nt
Organism: Rosa chinensis
Lineage: Eukaryota; Viridiplantae; Streptophyta; Magnoliopsida; Rosales; Rosaceae
Product: putative E3 ubiquitin-protein ligase RF298
Exons: 3
Coding region: 537-3170 (877 amino acids)
Source: RefSeq, a predicted model, not a curated record
AAAGCAGGACCAUUUUCCUCUUCUUCAUAUAUAAACAUAUAAAACCCCUCUCCCCAAACCCAACAGUCACUCAGUGACACACAAACACAAGCAGGUGGUGGGCAACCCGAGCUCACACAUUGCUCUCUCUCUCUCUCUCUCUCUCUCCCUCGCUCUACCCACAUAAACCCUUCACUUUCCCACCUCGUUUUUGGCUCAGCACUAAACCCCAGCAACCGGCUUGGUUCGUCUACCCUCGAUUUUGGUCGGUGAUGUGUUGUUGUUGUUGGUGGUGUUUGAGCAAUUGGCUGCAUGCGUUAUUUGCUUUUUGCUGGUUUCAGCUAACUCAUAAUUACUGCAACAUUGCUACGUGGCCGGCUUUCGGUUUCGAAACGAUUUCAGUGAUAGGGAGGAGAGUGAUUACUGUGUGUUUUGUCCUCAGAUUACUAGUUCAGGUAUGAAACUUUUGCCGCUACCCUGUUUGUUGAUUUUCAUUUACAGAAUGAACAAUGCGUUUCUUGUUGUUUAUGGGUGAUAGAGUUUAAUUUGCCUCUGUUAUGUGUGAACUUUUUGAGAUAUUGCACCUUUCCCUUUUGACAAGGUUUUAUUUUGUUGUUUUAAUAAAGUUCACAUUUCCAUCAUUUUUUGUUUUGGGUUUUCUAGUGUUUAUUGAUAUAGAUUGGAGUGGUGAAGAUACUGUGGCGUUUGUUCUUGUUGUUUAUAGGAUAAAGAAAAUGGUCAAUAGUGGUGGUACUGGCAGCAACCAAGGGAUGUCGUUAGAGAAGACUAAACCAGUAGCUGUUUGUUCUAUAAAGAAAAAGCUAGCUGAAGCUGCUGUAGUGAGUAUAAGUAACCAUUUGAGUGAAGCACCUCCGGAGAUAUCUAGAAAACGGAGUGAACCUGAGCCCGUAGAGGCUACGGUGGUUCAGCCUAAGGAGGAAGCGGAAACGGGAGCCGUUGAAGAAGGUAGAGAUUGGGAUGAUCCCAUUGCAUGCCAGCUUGAAGAACUAUUGUUGUCUUAUUUGCAAGCAAUUUUCCAGAGUGCAAUCAAGCGGAUUACUGAAUGUGGGUACAGUGAGGAGGUUGCUGUGAAGGCUGUUUCUAGAGGCGGCCUUUACGUGGGCGGUAAAGACUCUGUAUUGAACAUUGUAAAUGAUACUCUGGAAUUUCUCAAGGGAGGGAAGGAUACUGAUGCUUCAAGAGAAAAUGAGUUUGAUAAUUUACAGCACGUGGUGGAGUACACAAUGCUAGAAAUGAUCAGUGUGCUUAGGGAGGUCAGGCCGUCCUUAUCAGUUGCAGAAGCAAUGUGGUGGUUACUGAUAUGUGACCUAAACAUUUUGCUAGCCUGUACAAUGGAAGGAGAUCUAUCAAGUGUUCUUGCUUUUGAAGAAGCCUCAAGUGAAAGCUCCUCUGAUUCUUCCUCUUCCCAGUUAAAAUCAGAGGCAAAUACUGAAAUGAACCAUCCAAAUCCUAGCAAUGCAAAUUCCUCAAAGCCGUCACUGCCCAACUCUCAAAACCAUCGUUCUCUCUCUGAAACACUCAAAUUUGGAAGUUUCCCAAACUCUGCUAACCCUGAAACGCCAGAAGGCAAGGAAGAGAGUUUGUCAUCUAUGCUAGAUAGUUUGGAGAAAUGUUUGGGAUCCACAAAGGAUUAUGUCCUCUCUUCAUCUCAGACAUCUACCUCUGAAGAAAAAUCAGGAGCUGUUCGAAAGGGGCGGACCAAGGCAGAAUUAGCAGCACUUCGGAAGAGGUCCUUCCAGAUGGAGAGAAAUUACAGGGCUUAUAGGUCAAAAGGAGGCUUCAAAUCGGGGAAGCUCGCUGCAUUUGGUAGUUUUGUUAUGGAAAAGAGGCCAAAGCCUCCAUCUGAUCUUCCUGGAGUUCACACAAAAGAUUCCUCAUCAAAGGUAACUGGUUCAUCUGCAAGAGGUUGCUUGUCAACAGUACCUUCAAAAGGUACCACAUCUUCAUUGCCUUCUGUGGAUACCAAGCAGAAACAGAAGUCUGAUUCAGAAGAAAAAUCUGACACUAAGACUCCAGUCAGCACCUCUGUUCCACCCAAGACUAUUGAUUACUGUGCUGGCAUCCCAUAUGAUAAGUCUCUAGGGAAGUAUGUCCCACAAGAUAAGAAGGAUGAGCUGAUUUUGAAGCUAGUACCCCGGCUGCAGAAGCUGCAGGAUGAGCUACAAAGUUGGACAGAGUGGGCCAAUGAGAAGGUUAUGCAGGUUUCUCGUAGACUUGGUAAAGAACGACCUGAACUUAAAGCACUGAGGCAAGAGAAGGAAGAAGCCGGGAAAUUUGAAAAGGAGAAACAAGUGGUGGAAGAGAAUACCAUGAAGAGGCUGUUUGAGAUGGAGCAUGCAUUGAAUAAUGCAUCCAGCCAGGUUGAGAGUGCUAACUCAACUAUCUCUAGGCUUCAGGUGAACAAUUCCACUCUCAAGAAGCAGUUGAGUUCUGCAAAAAUAAUGGCUAUAGAAUCAGCUGCUAAUCUCCAGGAAGCAUUAGAGAGGGAGAAUAAAGCACUGAAAAAGGUCCAGGCAUGGGAAGGGCAGAAGGGAUCAUUGCAGGAGGAGCUUGAAACAAAAAAGAACAAGGUGGCUGCACUUCAACAGGAUUUAGGCAAGGCAAAAAAUGCUCUUCAUCAAAUUGAGGCCAGAUGGAAACGGGAGAUAAUGGAAAAGGAAACAAUACUCGCACAGGCUGACUCUAUGAGAAAUGAAAGAGAACAGCGUGAAGCUUUAACACAAGUGGAGGAGGCCAAGAUCAAACACAAGGCUGAAGAUGACAUGCAGAAGUAUGUGGAAGAGAUCAAAUUACUUGAGAGCAAGUUAUCUGAACUUCAAACAAAAUCUGACUCCUCAAGAAUAGCAGCGCUAAGAAGGGAUGCUGCUGGAAGCUUUGGGGCUUGCCUGUCAGACAGAAAAAAUGUGAAGCCUACUAAGGGAAGCCAAAGUUCUACCAGCUUCAAGAAGUUAACAAAUUCCCGGGACCAUUUGGGGACUGAAAGUUUGAGACAGGACCGUGAGUGCGUGAUGUGCCUAUCUGAGGAGAUGUCAGUGGUUUUCCUCCCGUGCGCGCAUCAGGUUGUCUGUGCAAAAUGCAAUGAGCUGCAUCUGAAACAAGGAAUGAAGGACUGCCCUUCAUGUAGGGCUUUAAUUCAGCGAAGGAUCAAAGUGCAAUAUGCUCGUCCAUAGUGUGUAAACCACACUCAGAAUAGGAACUGGUUAGUCUGGGCAACUACUUAACCAAUGAAGUUUAGCUAAACUCAUUUUCCUAGAUGGAUUUUGUCUUUUCUUUUGUUUUCUGGGUCUUACAGUUCAUAGAGGCGGAUCAGUCCCAGAAAGAAUUAGACACAGUUAGUGGAGAUCAUAGUUUAUUGUAUAGUGUAGGCGACUUUUUACAUAGAUGAAACUCGCCUUUCGGAUAAGCCCUUUAUUGUAGUGCUUUUUAACCUGGAUAUCCUCUUUUUCCCGAAAUAAUUUCAAGGGACGAUGCUAUGGAAUCCGACAAACACAACUGCAAAUUGUC